This is a messenger RNA of Thalassophryne amazonica, 1353 nucleotides long. RefSeq lists its product as uncharacterized. The transcript has 6 exons. The record is from RefSeq and is a predicted model, not a curated record. The coding region runs from base 52 to 1353 and encodes 433 amino acids. NCBI's taxonomy places the organism in Eukaryota, Metazoa, Chordata, Actinopteri, Batrachoidiformes, Batrachoididae.
AGAAAACUGAUUUUUCUUUUUUCUUGUUUUUCAACUUUCCAAACAGCAUAAAUGAAGAUAUUCCUGCCUUUUCUCUUAUUUCUUGAAGGUCUCUUAUCUGAAAAAACAUUCAUAACCAAACAGGAUGGAGAGACUGUGACUUUACUCCUGAACCAGGAAGGACUGGAUCUUAGGCACUUUAUAUGGACUUAUGGGCCGCUUGUGCCCAUUUCAGUACUUGUCAUGGUCGCCAACAGUGAUGUUGUUCGUGUCAAUGGUACCAGAUUUGAAGACAGACUGCGCAUACAUGUGGAAACUGGAUCAAUUACAAUCAACAACCUCACCAUCCAUGACACUGGAAAUUUUUUGAUUCAGGUUUUUACAGAAAGUGGAACGUGGAAUCAAACAUAUAACCUUACAGUCUGUGCUAAUCGAAUAAUUGAGGUUAAUGGUCUGGUUGGGGACAAUGUCGUGCUGGACACUGGAGUAAAGGAACUCCAGAAAGACCAUAAGGUCAUAUGGACAAAGGGUCGGGAUUUUGUCGGCAUAUCAGUAGCUGAGUGGGAGAAAAACAUCACAACUAUUAUCCCAAGCUUCCAGGGUAUUCUGUAUUUGGACUGGCACACUGGAUCGCUCACUUUUAUCAACAUAAAAUCAAAUGUGUCUGGGUAUUACUGUGUCAAGAUGCUGCUGUGGGGUGACCCACACAUACUAAGACAAUAUGCCCUGAACGUGUACGAUCCAGUUCCCAAACCACAUAUCUCUGGGACUCAAGUUGAUGAUGGUACCUGCUCAGUUACCUGUUCAUCACAGAAUGCACCAAGUGAUACCCUGUCCUGGUACAGAGGAGAGAAAAAAAUAAACCAGACCUGCGAUCCGGACAUGUCUAGAAACCUCUCCCUGCUUCUGAAAAUAAAGAGAGACAUUCAAGAGAAAGACAUCUACAAAUGUGAGGCGAGCAAUCCUGUUGAUAGAAAAACAGUCACAUUGAACUCCACAGCGUGGUGUCCACUUCCCAAUCCAGCUCAGCUGCAAAAGCUCAUCUACAAAAGGCCAUCUGGGUAUGUUGUGAACAUCCUCAAUUCCAGCUCUUCAGGGUAUUGGAUGAAUUUACAGGGUCACAGUCAGACACAUCCAAUCAAAUCAGUUUUGGACACCUGCUGGGAGCAUGGUAAAAUUACAUCUAAUAGUUUUGGUUGGAUAGAUUUUGAGAUGAAGAACCUGUCAAAGGACAGUAACAAGUAUAAUGGCAUGGAUGAUCGAGUUCAGCAGUACCUUGAUAGCAAAUAUACGGACAUGAUUCAGGUGUUUCCUGAGGGAUCAAAGAUCCACAGGAAAGACAGGGGCAGCAGUUUAUAUUCCCAAGUUUCGUAA